ACAUCUCACAGCUGACAACUUGGCAACACUGAUGAAAUGCUCACUGGAGAGCCAGACGACAUACCCGGUAGAGGUGUGGACGCUUCUCUUCCAAAAAGCUUCGUCUGCACUAGACCAGGCUCUGGAGUCAUUUGCCACCAUGGCCCCCAACAACAGCAACCCGUCCCUGUCGCAUGCUCUCGAGGCUCUUGGACAGGUGAGAAUUGCCAGCUUCAGCCAGGCACAGCUGCAGAGCGUUAGCUUUGUCAGCAGCUGGUUCAUGACAAACAUCCGUCCGUUUUUGGCCUCUUCGUCGCCCAACUUCCUAUUCUGCCUGAGCUCCAAGAACUUCAGCUGCGAUACCUACCGCACUGUCAUCAAGGCCUUCAGCAGCCAGGCGCCAUUCAUGGACAGAGAAAGACAACAAACAGUCUUGACUUAUUUCAUCAAACCAUUCCUCUCAAGAAAUGACUCAUCAGGUAAAGGCAGGAGCUCAAGCUCAAUUUGGUAAAGUCUCGGUGGUAUGUAGUGGUAGUACCUUGCCAACGCCUUUGUUUCUAUCGUCUUUGCAGAUCCUGGCUGUGUCUCAUCCGUCAGAGGCAGUAAACAGUGGCUGGAGGCAAACUUUGGCGCCUACUCUGGUUUUGCAACACUCCGCGAUUUGCAAGCCCUCAAUCCCAACUUUUCAAGUGUGAGUGGCAACUGCAGUUGUAAUAUUCUUCCCCUCCCAAACUGGAACCUCUUAGCCAUGGUUUUGCAAUCACUGCUGUUUGAUUUCAUAUUGAUUUCCUUUGGCAGGCGGAAGCGUUGUCAGUGCUCACUCCUGCUCAGGUGGCACAGCUGACACUGAGCUCAGGGGCCUUGAAUGACACAGACCAAAUCGACCACGUGUUUGAGCGACUUGAGGAGGGCAAUGCUCUGGAAAAUGUGGAUGAAUUCCUGGAAGAGCUGACAGCAAAUGGAAAGGACCCUGAUUUCCAACCUGCUGUGAGAGAUCACCUAAUGAACAGGACCUUCAGCAUCAUCGCUCCCCAUUUCCCCAAGUUCAAGACAGACGACUGGUUCGCUUGGUUCCACGUGAAGCUGGUUACUCUGCUCCCAAGUUUCAGCGCAGUGAUGCUCAAGAAUGCUACCUCAGAUAUAAACUGCACAAACUACCAUGUUGUUGUGAGCGGGAUGGCCAAAGCUUUCCCUUCAAUAUCCUCGCAGGGACAAGAAGAAAUCACAGAUGUAAUGGUGGGCUACCUGAAAAAAUCUGUCAGUGUCAUCAACACGCCAGUUUGCAGGCAGGGAAUUCAGAGUGAUGCCCAGUGGCUUGAGAAAAACUUGGGUCCAUUUUCCACACGUGCUAAAUACUCUGACCUCAAAGUAUUCAACAUCUCUGGGGUGGCAGUUGUGGAAAACCUCUCACCAAAGCAGAAAGCUGAGCUGAUCCUGGAUCCAGACAGUAACGCUUUGGAGAAUGAGAACAUCGUAAGAGAGGUGUUCACAAGCUUGACAGAGUCCCCUGAUACUGAGCAGCUCAGUCAGUUUUUCCAGGCUUACAGUGACAUCAACAAGCAGAGAAACAUCACCAUCGUGGAAAAUCCAGCUGUACGAGACAUCAUCUUGAACCUGACCUUGACAGCCCUUGCUCCUGAAUUUGAAGACUUUGGGCCUGAAGACUAUAAGCUGUGGUUCCAGGUCUAUUUGGUCACUGUGAUGGCCAGCCUCCAUCCUGGCAGCUUGGCGGUGAUCCCCAGUAACAUCAGUUGUGCAUCCUACGCAGCCAUGUACGAAAUCAUAUUUCUCAAGUCCAAAGUCAGACACUUUGGAUUUUGCACGAUGUCAAAGUGUGGCUUCAGACAAGUCACAAAAAUGUGUGUUUUCUUCCCUCAGACUCACUGGCCUCGAGCAAAGUUUGAAAAUCCUGCCACUGCUGCUUUCACGGGGUGUGAGAUCAAGCAGAGAGUCACUCAAGGAGACAUUCGCACAGAUUCCUUCAAGUGCAAGGAGACCCUGGUCGAUGAGGACCUCGUCUGUGCUGCGGUCGACGGAUCACAACUCCAACAAACUGUGUCUAUGGGCAUUUCCUCUGAAGCCCUGUGCAAUUUUACCAUCACUGCGCACGCCUGUUCCUCGGCCACACAUCUCACAGCUGACAACUUGGCAACACUGAUGAAAUGCUCACUGGAGAGCCAGACGACAUACCCGGUAGAGGUGUGGACGCUUCUCUUCCAAAAAGCUUCGUCUGCACUAGACCAGGCUCUGGAGUCAUUUGCCACCAUGGCCCCCAACAACAGCAACCCGUCCCUGUCGCAUGCUCUCGAGGCUCUUGGACAGGUGAGAAUUGCCAGCUUCAGCCAGGCACAGCUGCAGAGCGUUAGCUUUGUCAGCAGCUGGUUCAUGACAAACAUCCGUCCGUUUUUGGCCUCUUCGUCGCCCAACUUCCUAUUCUGCCUGAGCUCCAAGAACUUCAGCUGCGAUACCUACCGCACUGUAGGCAGUAAACAGUGGCUGGAGGCAAACUUUGGCGCCUACUCUGGUUUUGCAACACUCCGCGAUUUGCAAGCCCUCAAUCCCAACUUUUCAAGUGCGGAAGCGUUGUCAGUGCUCACUCCUGCUCAGGUGGCACAGCUGACACUGAGCUCAGGGGCCUUGAAUGACACAGACCAAAUCGACCACGUGUUUGAGCGACUUGAGGAGGGCAAUGCUCUGGAAAAUGUGGAUGAAUUCCUGGAAGAGCUGACAGCAAAUGGAAAGGACCCUGAUUUCCAACCUGCUGUGAGAGAUCACCUAAUGAACAGGACCUUCAGCAUCAUCGCUCCCCAUUUCCCCAAGUUCAAGACAGACGACUGGUUCGCUUGGUUCCACGUGAAGCUGGUUACUCUGCUCCCAAGUUUCAGCGCAGUGAUGCUCAAGAAUGCUACCUCAGAUAUAAACUGCACAAACUACCAUGUUGUGUAA
Lates calcarifer (barramundi perch) is the source of this 2925-nucleotide messenger RNA. RefSeq lists its product as uncharacterized. The transcript is spliced from 17 exons. Lineage: Eukaryota; Metazoa; Chordata; Actinopteri; Centropomidae. The coding region runs from base 982 to 2925 and encodes 647 amino acids. The record is from RefSeq and is a predicted model, not a curated record.